Messenger RNA from Dunckerocampus dactyliophorus (ringed pipefish), 8639 nucleotides. RefSeq names its product leucine-rich repeat and immunoglobulin-like domain-containing nogo receptor-interacting protein 3. Bases 516 to 2384 code for a protein of 622 amino acids. Lineage: Eukaryota; Metazoa; Chordata; Actinopteri; Syngnathiformes; Syngnathidae. The transcript is spliced from 4 exons. The record is from RefSeq and is a predicted model, not a curated record. Gene Ontology annotation, molecular function: protein binding.
GAGGCACAGGGCUACUUCCCCGUCCUCCGUCUCCUCUCUGACAACCUCAGCUGAAGGAGGAGCUGGAGGGCACCUUGACCCGCAUGCACACACACUCCCUCACGGAGAAGAAAAUCUUGCAUGUACCUCCACCCUUUCCAUCACCAUCCUUGUGAAUGCCGGCGUUUUUGUCCCUGGAAUUCAUUUUACAGACAGAAUAACCAAGCAAUAGCGGAGGGAGGUGUGUGUAUAUGCAGUCCUGCCGGAGGGAGGGACUGAAGAAGGAGGUGUAGAGGAAAAGAGGAGGUUUGAGUGGCAGGUGCUGAUGCCAGACUCCCGGAGUGAGACGGGGAGACACUGAAGUGGGGAGACCAGAGGAGCGCAGCACGUGUGGCGGCAUUUUGGUAGCUGAGAGGACGGAAACACGUUCGUAUACACUCACAGCUGGGCAGAUGAGGAGGCUUCAAGCACCACCAUUCAGCCCUGGGUGCAAGUGACCCUGCCUGCAAUAGGCGAGGAGUCCAAGAACCAGGGCCAUGAUUGGCUCUCCUGGCCCUGGUGGGCGUGCCUUAAUGCCAUGGCCGAAGAUGUGGCGGGGGGUCCUGGCUGCUUCUCUGGUCACCGUCUUAACUUUGACGCUGCCAGGAAGUAGUCAGGCCUGCCCGCCACGUUGCGAGUGCUCGGCUCAGCUGAGGUCGGUGUCAUGUCAGCGGCGGCGGCUCACCAACAUCCCCGAAGGCAUCCCCACCGAGACACAACUCCUGGAUCUCAGCAAGAACCGACUCCGAUGGGUUCAAGCAGGCGAUCUGGCACCGUACCCCCGGCUGGAGGAAGUCGAUUUCAGUGAAAACCUUAUCGCUACAUUAGAGCCCAAUUCCUUCGCCAGUCUGCCCAGUCUUAAAGUGUUGAAGUUACGGGGCAACCAGCUAAAGUUAGUGCCUAUGGGGGCCUUUGCCAAGCUGGGCAAUCUGACCAGCCUGGACCUGAGUGAGAACAAGAUUGUCAUUCUAUUGGACUUCACCUUCCAGGACCUUAAGAGUCUAAAACAUCUGGAAGUGGGAGACAAUGACCUGGUUUAUAUUUCCCACAAGGCAUUCUCAGGUCUGCUGGGACUGGAAGAUCUCACCAUAGCUCGUUGUAACCUGACGUCCAUCUCAGGCCAAACGUUGUCCUAUUUACGCAGCCUGGUCACCCUCCGCCUCCGUCACCUCAGCAUCACGGCUCUUGAGGACCAGAAUUUCCGAAAGCUCUCAAACCUUCGAGGUCUGGACAUCAGUCACUGGCCCUACCUGGAGUACAUCUCCCCUCUUAGUUUCCAGGGUCUUGACCUCCACUGGCUGUCCAUUACCAACACCAACAUCACCUCUGUCCCCUCUGCUUCCUUCAAAAACAUGGUGCAUCUAACCCACCUCAACCUCUCCUACAACCCCAUCACAACACUGGAGCCCUGGGCCUUCAGAGACCUGCUGAGGUUGAAGGAGCUUAUCAUGGUCAGCACAGGCUUGAUGACGGUGGAGCCCCACGCCCUCGGAGGCCUCAGGCAGCUUCGGGUCCUCAACUUCUCAUCGAAUGACUUACAGACGUUGGAAGAGGGUUCCUUCCACUCUGUCAACAGUCUGGAGACCCUCAGAGUGGAUGGGAACCCUCUCAUGUGUGACUGCCGUCUGUUGUGGAUCCUGCAAAGGCGCAAGACCCUCAACUUUGACGGCAGGGUGCCUGUGUGUGCAGGGCCUGUGGAGGUGCAAGGCAUCAGCCUGAGUACCUUCACUGAUUCUGCACUCUUUGAUCAUUUUACAUGCCAGAAACCGAAAAUACGCAACCGCAAACUUCAGCAGGUGACAGCUCGUGAGGGCCAACCUGUGAGUUUCCUAUGUCGUGCUGAAGGAGAACCAGCUCCCGCCAUCGUCUGGAUUUCUCCACAACGCCGACGGAUCACAGCCAAGAGUUCGGGCCGCAUCACCGUUCUCCCGAGCGGCACUCUGGAGAUCCGCUACGCCCAGCUUACGGACAGCGGAACAUACAUCUGCAUUGCCAGCAACGCCGGAGGCAAUGACACCUACUUCGCCACACUCACAGUACGCGGCCAACCAUUGGACGCCGCCUCAGCCUUUUUUCUCAAUCGCUCUCUGUACAGCAGCGAGUUCUUCAAUGACACAAACCUGAACAGCACUCGGGUUUUCCUCAAGUUUACCUUGGACCUGACAACCAUCCUGGUCUCCACAGCAAUGGGUUGUAUCACCUUCCUCGGGGUGGUCCUCUUCUGUUUCCUGCUGCUGUUCGUGUGGAGCCGAGGACGCGGCCAACGCAAGAACAACUUCACAGUGGAGUACUCUUUCCGGAAAUCUGAGCCCACCACCGGGAGUUCUUCGGGAGGGACCAGGAAGUUCAACAUGAAGAUGAUAUGAAACAACGCAGCCAGGGGUCCCUCGGGGGAGGCAUGAGCACGUCCCAAAAACGUGUUUGACACACGCAAACGCACACAGCUGUUGACUCGCACAAAAACAACGUUUUGGCUCAGUUGAAAUCUAAUUAGCCCCGGCUCAGCCUAUAUUAAUUAUAGUUAAGAGUUGAGUCAUAAGUCUAGUUACAUUUCCCAUUUCUGCUCCUUUGCAGUUGGGAGAUCUAAGAGCCUGUUUCUAGACUUUUUCGCUAUCAAGUGAAGCAGGCCUUGUUAAUGAGCAUGCAUUGCAGGUUGAGGUAUAAGUGAUACUUCCAUACCACCGAAUGUUCAUGAGUCAGAUUGUCUACCCUUUCUUCCAGAGAGGUCAAAUCCUUCAUGAAUGUUACCAUUUGUAAUGUUUUCCACAUUAAAUUCAGGCUUAAACUUAUCAAAGAAGCUUUGAAUUGACAAAUAAAGGAUUUUAUUGGGCUAUAUUGCGACAACAUUAGCUGUGUGAGUUUGGGACGAGCACACUGGCCGAGAAUUGCCAUGACAUCCUGUGUCCAUGGCCCGUCGGACACGGGACGCCGUGGUAACCAUUGUAACCAACACAGCAGAGAGCACUGGGACUAGAGGGUUUCCGGGUCAAACAGGAUCGAAGGAAGAGGUCAUCUUCUUCCUCUCUUCGGCAUUAAAAGCUACACAGUGAGCUGUAAUCGACAGGAAAGUGGUGACCUUUUGGCCCCCGGCCCUCGUCCCUGCUCUCUUCUGCGUGGGUGGACAUCUGACCUUCCAAGCGCUGCCAGGGGGGAGCAGCCUGGAGAGUUGGCACCUAGUCAGAGGCAGACAGAGGACACACAGCGGUCCACACACGGACACAAACACACACGCACGACAAAGCAAUGAGUUUUUAGCCAACACACCUCGCAGCACAUGGACGUGAGAUGUUCUCUCAGGAAAAGCCGAAUUACUACAGUGGGUAACAGCUAUAACAUUCCAGCAAUAAUGUGUGCAGAGCCAUGAAAAUGCAACUCAUUCCCUGGGGAUGUACAUUUAUGCGGGAUGAAACUAAGCCAUAGUAAUUGCGCUUGUUUUUAUACAGUAGUUUCAAUUCGAUGCCACAAACGCAGUAUAAUUAAAAGUAUAAUUAACAGUCUCUUGGCUUGCAUGCACUUGUCCAUCCAUUAAGAGCAACCAUAAGCACAUAAAAUGCACUCAGUCGCACCACAGUGAGACCUGACUGCUCUUUCUCUGUCUCUGACGUGGCCCAGUGUGCAAAUGUCUCUGCCCCCCUAGCCCAGUGCAUCCCCCCCUCCUCACCCUCUACCUUCCCCAUACACCCCCACUGGGUCCUCCUUUUGGGAGGGGUCCCUGGCUGGAGACUGCGGAUUCAAAAUGUAAAUGAAGUCGUGUUAACCCUACCCACGCCAUCUGCAUCGUGUAGUGGAGAGUCGUACCGUGGUUUUUGUUUUUUUGCAAACCGCUUUUCUCAGAGCUGGUUUGUUGUUUGUCCUCCUGAUUUCAAUUCCUCUGUUGUCGUCGUAUGUGACUUUCACUGCUGACCCCUUUUAACGCUCCCGUUCAUCCGUGUUGGGCUGUUCUGUUCUCAACAUAUUAGCUAAAAUAGGUCUUUAUGGAAAAAGUAAGGUGUAGCAGUUCAACCGUGCAUGCGUCAUUUUAUUUAAAUUUCAGGUGGGUAUGCACUUAAUGCACUGCAUAGAGCGGUGCCAAAGCGAUGCCAAAAUUCUUUUGAGUCAGCAUUUUCUGUAUUGAACAGCUGUUUGUGCAUGUGUUAAAAAUAUGAUGAAUAAGAGAAGCACAUCACUCAGUACGUUUGCAUGCACUAAAUAAGUCAGAUUACUGAAGUAGUUAGGGUUUCCAGAUUUCACACCAAAGCCUGACUUCCUUGUUUAUAUGCGUUUUCUCCACUGCGAUUAUCAAUUAUUGUGCCUCCCAUAAUGCUACAUCGCGCUUAUGCUCUUUUUAGCGCGGGUAAAUGUUUGGCUUUUCCGGUUGACCUGUUACGUCACACAUAAACAAAACGUGUUGCCAAAUCUGCUUAUUAGAAGCGACUUCGGCCUUGUUUUUUCUAACGUCGCUUCCAAAUUCGUACGUUCCCUGUUGCUUUAGGCUUGUUGGCUGAGAGCUAGUUGCUUGUUUCUCUCGCGAGACCUUGCAACUUCUGCUUCUCGGCUGCCAGCCGCUGCAAAUAUGCACGAGAAAGACUUAUACAGAUACUUUUCCGAUCAACUAUGUCUGCGUUGAAGUGAUUAUUCAAAACAAUUACCUGCCAGACACAACUGUUGCCCUCUAUUCAACGUAUGACGAGCAUCUUGACCUGGAUAGCUAGCAGUUUGCGCAAAAAGAAUACAGGUCGCCGCAGCGUGAUGGAUACUUUUUACAUCACAAAACAUGACCGUUCUUCCAUUCGUGUUUACGCAUACAUUGAACAGCUACAGGCAACAACCACUGACUAUUGACACAUCUUAGCUUGAACUGCUACUAGUAAUACAAUUAACUGUGGUUUGCGUCCCGCCCUGGAGAAUGGCGGGAGCGCAGAACGCCGCCUCCACUCCAGUAGACAUGGAAGAGACCAGUUUCCAAUCGCAUAAUCCGGGUAUGUUAAUCUGACUUUUAAAAAGUCAAACACAAUCUAAUUCAAGUGUUUACAUGCGUGUGUAAAAGCUAGUUUUACGCCAAUUCCUGCAAUUUGUUUUUUGAGGUGCGCCUGCGCUCUUUCACACACCCUCUCCGACAUGAGCUGGAGCAUCUCAAUCAUGUCGCAUAAUUAGAAUUGUAAAUUAUAUUAUUCAUGUAUGUAAAAUGAUUAAUUAAAUCAUGUAUAAUUUAUACAUUUUUUUCUGUUUUUGAUUGAGCUGAUAACCUGCUUUAAUAUGUAACGUUAAAAUAAAAGUUUUAAAUAUAUUUUUUAAUAAUAAAUAAAUAAGAUGUAUACACUUAAUUAUACAUAUUAGAAUACACUUCAUACAGCUUUAUAAUCAUCAUACAAAUGCUCAAUGACUUAUGGCAGUGCUCCCCAAACCCCGGGCCGUGGGUCAUUUGGUAAUGGGCCGCACAGAAAGAAAAAAUAAUUUCCAUUAUUUCUUUUUUUAUGUUUUAUUUUGAAAAGUGGCCGGAUUCUCUCUGUUACAUCCGUCUCACUUGACGCAUGUCCAUUGUGCGUGUGCUAACUUUCUCUCAUGCCGCACAGAUAGACUACUACUGUAUUUUACCAUUUUUCUUUCACCUCAUAUUUGGUGUCAAAUGCUGAUACUAUGUGGGAAUGCAUAAAGGUAAGUUUUGAUGACUUAUUGAGUGCUAAUGUGUACAUUUGUCUCAAGUUAAUUCAUGCUAGCGCACUGCCUUUUACCACACACGUCAAACAGCGAUGUAAUAAUCUCUCUGGAAUGUGGUGGGUGAAAGCAGUUCAACAUUUUGUAGGCCUACCGCAAUGUUGAGAACAGAAUUCCCCCAUCACGGUUGCUUCCUCCCCCUCAGCCAAAGCCACUCGUAUUCCCAUCCAUCCUUACCUCGCUGUGGAAACUAGGUUUAGAGGACAUCUGGAAUGUCCAUGGUGAUUUGCAAUGGUGUUAUUGUGUGCAAUGUAAGAGUUGUUAAGGGUGAGAUUCAUUGUUAUCAUCCUUCUCCUCCUCUUUUCCAUUCUCCUCCCUUUGGAAAUGUUGGCCCCUUUCGUGUUCCGAGUUCACAGUGUUAGGCUGGAGUAUGGUCGUGUGGUAGUAGACACGUGUACUGUGUGGUUGUUGAGUCAUUUGUUGUCGUGUUAUGAAUCGUGGCUCUUCUAGACGCCACGAAGCAGUUGUUAGAUUAGUGAAGUUUAAAAAAUGGAAGGGGUGACCCAGGUUCCCUUUAAAAAAUACAAAAACCCUCUCAUACCUUACCCACUCCUGAAGCAUCACUGGGACUUUCCUGCUCUGGACUGGGAUAUUUCUCCGGACGUGAAAGCCACUGACUGUUCUGUGUGUGUGUUUUGUUACACCUGAAGAACAAAACCAUCAUCCUACAUGACUUUGACACGUCCUGGUCAAGGUUGGAAAGCGAUUGUAUCCUCUCCAAAAGAAUCAGCUUGUCUGCAGCUUUAUUGCUAAUGUUUUUGCAAGGAAGCAAAGCCUUUUAAUCGACAUGGCUUGACACUUUUCUCAGCAUUUCUUCCAUAAAGCCCUCAAGUCACUUUAAAGCCGAAGCCAUCGCCUCACUCUCAGCUCGAUUCAUCUCCUCUGCUGUGAUUCUUGAGAAAGCAGGCUUAGCAAUACAACCCCCACCCCACUUAUUUCACUCCUCCGGUUCGCCCUUGCCUGCGGUUGGUUUAUCAUCGUCGAGGAGCUCCAUUUACAGCAGCAGCAGUUUCACUAUUAGGAUAUGUUCCAGUGGGGGAUGCUUCAAAAUAAGACAAACCCCAGACGCCAAAAUAAAAAAAAAAGAAACAAUGGCACAGCUAUCAGUGAGGCCUGAAUUAUUUAGCUCACUCUGUUGUAUUUUCCCCCAUUAAUUUUUUGUCAUUUUUAAAAGGGGCUGUCACUAUUUUGGUGCAGAAAAUGUACGAUUUUUACUGUCACCUUUGAGAUUCAGGGUUUAAAGCCCGAGCCUUCUGUCAUUGUGACUAUAUCGCCUCCAAAUGAAUCCAUCUCCUGCUCCAGCUCCCACAGCUGCUAUUUUGAUUGGAUUAGUCUUGAGUUGAAUUAGCAUAGCUGAGGGGAGCAUUAAUAGGAUGACAGGGAAGCGAGCUUGGCUGAUGUGGUGAUUACUUAGCCUAUUAGUCACAUUUCCAAAACAGACCUCUCUGAGGCGGGUGCCAUGGAAAUACUGAUUUCUCUGCCAUCGUAAUGUGAACCAAUAAAAAAAGGCCACAGUGCAAAUAUAGACACAAAUACAAAUUGCUGUUAACUUAUAGUUCAUUUUGAAGAGUCAUGUAGCGAAGCUAUGAUGGCUGCUUUGGUUGUACCGGACCUACAACUGCUCCAGUUUAACCUUGACCAGUUCCCUUUUUAGUGCGGCAGUACUUCCCUCUAGUGGCGAUAAGGUGCAACAACAAGCUAUUCUGCCGCAACUAGGCAACAGCUUUUGGUUUCUGGGUUUAAAAAAAAUGCUGAACAGACCAACUAAAGCCUCCAAUUGAUCAUUGAUUGAUUGAUCCGAUUGAUCAUUAAUCGCCACCGUCACAGAUGAUAAAAAAAUGCUUUCUUGUGAUCAUAGCAGGUGAAAUCUAUGCAUGGUUUUUAUAUACACUCAUUGCCAAACGCUUACCUGCGUCUAUAUGGGGACCAUAUGGGGAACAGUGUUGCUGAAACUAGCCGCCACGUGAAACCAGUCAAAAAAGUGUGGUCAUUAAAACGGUACUGUUCACGUGGGAUGACAGUAAUCUUAACACACACAGAAUGUCCUCAGACGUGUUUAAAACAAAAAGUGUAGAUAAUUGUGAUGGUAUUCCAAGCGGCCUGGUGGGACUGAUCAAUGCUGUGUGGGGAUCGGAUUAUAAAUGGCGUACCUUCAUUGAGUGGGGGUGUAAAGAGAGCUGGUUGUCACUCAUUCCUAUGUUUACACUGUACCUUUUAAUAUGAAUCGAGAACAUGAUGGUGCCAGAGUUUUCUCAUUGAUUUAACUUUUCUCUGACAUCUCCAAUCCUCAGAGGAAGCUGUUAUCGACAGAACUCUGCAUUUAUCCAAGAGCCGCAAUACAAAAUACAGACCACAUCUAAUUUGGUCUUGUUUUUGCUCUCUUUGGUUCUGUCCUAAGUGGCCUGUGAAACCUCUUGGAAUGGUUGCUGAGCGCUCCAACUAAAUGCAGAGCUGAUGUGAAAGCAGACUGAUUGGAUGGCUCAGAACAGGCGACCAUUAAAGCAUUUCACUAGCACAUGAAAAAGAGACUAUUAUAAAGCAUAUGUGGACUCUGUGGACUCACUGAGCAUCCGGCUGGCUAUAUGGACACGUGAGCAUAAGAGAGUGUGUAUAUACUGCAUCUAUUAGCCAUAUUGUGUCAUCAAAAUCUGUAGACUUUAUUGCCAUGUCUGACAGAGGAAAAUGACUGUUGACUGUAAAUAUUGUAGGUAUAGAAAUAGAUUUACUUGUAAGUAGUACUUCUUUUCUCUGGGGAUGUUUUGCUCAGACCCAUAGCUACUCGGCCUCCAUGGGAAGGGAAAGACAAUAAUGUAUAAUUGCCAAUAAAAAAAAACACAAGAGUUUCUUUUUUCAUUGUAUGUUUUAUAUACUGUCUGUCUUGUAAAGUUAGUCAUUUUUGUCAUAAAAGCAUGAUGUGACUGUCGAAA